GACUCACUGUAUAGGGUGACUGUACCAACGGACGCUACGGCAGUCCGCAGCCGGCAUAGGUUCAGUUGGCAGCAAUACGCACAACGAGAAGGUCUAUCAUGGCUGAUAUUUCGAACGAAGAGCUCCGUAAAGAAAUCACCGCUAUCCUUAAGGAUGCGGAUCUUACCACCAUGUCUGCUAAAAAAGUAAGGCUACAGAUUGAAGGAAAACUUGAUAUAGAUCUCACCGAAAGGAAAAAAGAAGUAGACACUUUAGUCAUGGAGUGUUUGCAAGAAAAACAAGAUGGAGCAAAGAAGAAGAAGAAGACUGCUAGUGAAGAAUCUGAAGAUGGAGAAGAGGAAGAGGAGGAAGGAUCAGAGGAAGAAGAGGAGGAGGAAGAAAAGAAGCCAGCCAAAAGAAGUCCUGCAAAGAAAACAAUGAGUAAGCGUAAGAAGGGAUCUUCUGAUGAUGAGGAGAGUGCAAGUGAUGAUGAUGCUAGUGAUGAAGAAUAUAACCCAAAGAAACCAAAAGCUACUCCUAAGAAAAAUAAACCAGGCAAGAAAGGAAAAAAGAAAGGUAGUGACAGCGACAGUGAUGAGGAUUGGGGUAAGGUUAAGAAAGCUCAAGGUGGUGGAGCAAAGAAAGGUGGCGGAGGCGGUAAAGGUGUGGGAGGUAAGGGCGGUUACACGCGUGCUAUAACAUUAUCUCCGGAACUUGCUGCUGUUGUUGGUGCUGAACAGAUGGCUCGACACGAAGUCGUAAAGAAGAUUUGGAGUAUCAUUAAAGAAAGAAAUCUUUAUGAUCCUAAAAAUAAGCAAUAUGCACUCUGCGAUGAUGAAUUAUUAAAAGUAAUUGGAGUAAAACGUUUCAGAACUUUUGGUAUGAUGAAAUAUCUUAAAAAUCACUUUAUAGAUUAAAGUCAUCCUCGAACCAUGGAAUCUGACAGAUUAUAAACAUUGUAUAACAUAUUCCAAGAUGCAAUGAGCAUCUCUCCAUCUUUCUCACACGGUACAUACAUAAAUAUACAUACAUACAAACACAAACAUAUUUCUUGCGACUUAAGACUUUAGCCAUGUUUACAUCAUUCCGAUGAACUCUGUUGUCCAUGGUAGCUGCUUUAUCUUAUUGAAUAUUUGCAAUGUAGCAUCUUAAUUUAUGGGCAUUAUUAAAAGUGUGGCUCGUUAACAUUGUUAAAAGCUGCCCAAAAUGUGUACGCAAAUGAUGACCCACAAGUAGGAAUCCAUGUAGAUUUGGUCAAUGUCAUGAUAUAAAAAGGAAGGGUUGGUACCAUGGACGUGCGGAUGAUUUCGAAAUGUGGAAAACAUUAAAAUGGCCGAUAGUCAAUAAGCUGGUUUUAAGUCAAUGUAUUCAGAGUUAAUGUUUUUUUAUUGUUUGCCUGGUGGUUAUUGUAAACAGUUUUUUUCAUCAAACAUGAAAAUACGGUGUGCCAUAAAUGGCAGUAAAAAUGAAGUAAACUGCUUUAAAAUUCUUCAAAAAUUCAUUCGUUCAACAAUGAAUUUUUGUUUUUUUAUUUUAUUAUGUGACGGUCAACAUUUCAAGCAGAGUAAAUAUAAAGAAUUCCAAUAGCAAUUAUUACAGUUGUAUUUAUUUUUUUUUUUUUUAUUGCAAACUGCCGCUCAAAUAUCACACAAUAUUUUCAUCUUCUUAUUUUUAACGUUGGUUACUUUCGGCAAUGGAUGUAACUGAGAGAUAAACAGUUUUGACAGCAGAAAGAGAGAGAGAGAGAGAGAGAGAGAGAGUGAGAAAAAGAGAGAGGGGUAAGAGGGGAAAUGAUAUGUGGUAAGGCUAAAAGAAUAUGAUAAAAAUUAAGAGAAAGACAAUGCGAAAAAUCAACAUCCUGUACCUCUUCUGUAUAAUUGUUACAUUAUACACUAAAAUUAUUAUUAAGCAAAAUUUAAUUGUAUUAUCAUGUAAUUAAUAAUUAUUGUCGUAAUAUAGGUUCUUGGUGUAAAAAAUUGACCUAACUUUUAAGAUUUAAUGGUAAAAUAAUGUAUUCAGUGAAGAUACGAUGCAUGCAUAUUAAAAGUCACAAUAUGUGCAGCACUGCGUAAUGUUGAAUUGUAGAAAAUAAGAUAGGUUGAUGAUGCGAGGUAUAGAAUUACUCCUAGUGUGGAUAUUCACACCUCGUUGUAUGGAAAAAUUUGUGUAUUUUGAAUAUAAAUUAAUGAAUGCUGGCCUAAAUUAAUGGGAGCCACAAUGAAAUCAUUUCAAACGAUUAAUAAUAAUGAAAACAUUACAAUGGAGAUAAUGAUAAACGUAUACAAGGAAUAACAAAUUAUAAUAUCAGUUUGUUUUUUAAACGAAGAAAAGUACAGGUUAUGCCCUGAUAUUUCGUGAAUGUAUUUGAGAAUAUUAUUAAAAAAUAUUGCUUUCAUUUUUUUUUUAA
This is a messenger RNA of Frieseomelitta varia, 2386 nucleotides long. RefSeq names its product upstream activation factor subunit spp27 (gene Non2). The record is from RefSeq and is a predicted model, not a curated record. The transcript has 5 exons. Gene Ontology annotation, cellular component: nucleus. Lineage: Eukaryota; Metazoa; Arthropoda; Insecta; Hymenoptera; Apidae. The coding region runs from base 99 to 896 and encodes 265 amino acids.